Messenger RNA from Camelina sativa (false flax), 741 nucleotides. RefSeq lists its product as uncharacterized. The record is from RefSeq and is a predicted model, not a curated record. NCBI's taxonomy places the organism in Eukaryota, Viridiplantae, Streptophyta, Magnoliopsida, Brassicales, Brassicaceae.
CCUCAAUUUUGAAAAAAGCAAAAAAAAAAAAAAAAACGCUGUGUUGUUUCUUCUUCUCUUUCUCACUCGCUCUACUGAACCUUGAGUUAUCGCCGGAGAAUCGCAAAUCUCAACGGGAUAUUCAAAGUUGAUGGAAUCCAUGGCUCCAGAUACCGAACUUGACAUCGAUGAAGGAGAUCUGGAGAAUUUGGAGUCAGAAGUGAAGCAGAUGGCCAAGAAGAUCUCUGAGUACAGACAAACCCUACCGGACCUUCUCCGGAACACCCUCGAUUCUGCGCUUUCGUCUCUCGUACCCGUAAUUCCCAACGUCGAUUCCGGUUCUAUCGCAGAAACACAAGCAUCUGUGGUGGUGGGAACUGAAGAGCAAGACUCUAGAGAGAAAAUGAUUCGGCUAAAGGAAAUAAUGUCAAGGAACGCUGCAAAUAUACCCAAAGCUGUAAAGAGAAUCCGAGAUUGUAUAGAGCGUAUCGACAAACUCGAUUCAUUGGACGUUACCACCAUUCACCCCGCUUUCAGAAGGCGAAAGAAUUAACUGACUGGUAGAUCUAUUUCUCCUUGAGGUUUAGGCUCUCCCUUAGUACUUUUUCUUACGAAAGAUAUCCUGCUGAUAUGUUAAUACGUAAAUCUAGAUUGAUUUGACACGUACAUUGGUUACUGACUGUUCGGUUGAAACAACAUGAUCUUUGAUUGUGCAAGUACUAUGGAGGAGAGAUUAAGACUUGUCACUGGAAAAAAAAAAAA